AUGUACAAGCACAACCUUGUUCACACUGUAGACACACAGCAACAACAGGAUGAAGAGACAUGUCUUUGCGAUUCGAUACCACCCGAACCAACGAAACCAACACUACACAAGUCUCGACCCCGUAACAUGACUUCAGUAAACAACGUCGCCGCCACUCCCUCGUCUGAAGUCCAGGACCGACUGUUCAAGAUUGCAAAUCAGGUAGCCCUAAAGUACGCCAAAGACUAUUCGUGGUCAACAUGGCACUCUUGGAACGUAGUCAACCAAGCCGCGGGACUUGACGUGGGCCUACUGGGGACUGGCCGCUCCUUCUGGCACACGACUGGACGCUUCGCAACGUGCUUGGGUGUAUCUACACGCAUUGUUACUGAACUGCAGGCCACCAUCGGUAGCAGCAUGGAUCGGGGCUUUCGCCAGUAUGCUAAUCAUGUUCACCUGAUGACGUGCGCGCGGCAUGCAGGAGCAGAAACAAAGUACCAUGCUGUGGUCGGCAUGUGCUUGGAUACAUUUGCGCUUGUCAUCGACCACGCUCUACACCCCGUGGCCAUGGAGAUUCCUCUCGGCGGCGCGUUCUACACGGCUGCUUACAUUCCGCUUUCUGGACCAGAGGGCAUGGAGCGCUUCAGGUAUUUCCGCCAAGCUGGUGAGUUCAAGCUGACUAUGGAUAACGCAUCUCCCCUGCAGACUCCCACACGCGCGUCUCUUUACUUCUCAGAGAUGGACGUGGACGCUACAACCACCCAACUAGCGAUCCCAGCUGCUCUCGAGCUACAGCCAGUCAAGGGCCAGUCGCACAUCCUCAUGCCUCCUCGCAAGCACGUCUCCGUGCGCUCGCUCCUCGACGAGAAGCCCGCGCUCAUUGCCGCCGAGCCCGUCGACGGGAAAUGGCUUGCAACGACGCUGCGCGUGCAACUCGACUUUGCGAGCCCCAUGUUGACGGUGCAGAUCCCCAUGGCCGACUGGAUCAUGAAGCCGCAAGGCAAGGGCUGGUUAGGGAAGCUCUGCCACCACGCGCCCCCGGGUUUGAUGCUUACCACUACAGAUGCCACUGUCCUGCUCCAGGUCGAGCUCGAUGCCGAGAACUCCGCGCACUGCUGCAAGGAGUUGAAGGAGGUCGAGUUCUUGUCCGCGCUCUGUGGUGAGUUUGGUCUGCGUCGUCAAGGGUUGAUGAGCAUGGUGGAUUCGGUUUACCGGACGUGGACACCGUAUCGCCUGAAACGUGCGGAUAGUAUCAUCGACGGUGAAGUAUCAGGAGACGGGGUCUGA
Molecule: messenger RNA, 1266 nt
Organism: Ascochyta rabiei
Lineage: Eukaryota; Fungi; Ascomycota; Dothideomycetes; Pleosporales; Didymellaceae
Exons: 1
Coding region: 1-1266 (421 amino acids)
Source: RefSeq, a predicted model, not a curated record